Messenger RNA from Monomorium pharaonis (pharaoh ant), 1998 nucleotides. RefSeq names its product T-box transcription factor TBX20. The transcript has 6 exons. The record is from RefSeq and is a predicted model, not a curated record. Gene Ontology annotation, molecular function: RNA polymerase II cis-regulatory region sequence-specific DNA binding; DNA-binding transcription factor activity, RNA polymerase II-specific. Gene Ontology annotation, cellular component: nucleus. The coding region runs from base 34 to 1590 and encodes 518 amino acids. Lineage: Eukaryota; Metazoa; Arthropoda; Insecta; Hymenoptera; Formicidae. Gene Ontology annotation, biological process: cell fate specification; heart development; positive regulation of DNA-templated transcription.
UACGAGUAAGUGUCGUCGCGCGCGCGAGGAGGGAUGCCUACGAAGGGGGAGAGGGGAAAAGCGACGGACUUCAGCAUCGCGGCCAUCAUGGCGCCCAGGGGUCCGUCCUUCGGGCAUUACCACCUGCAGGGCAUCGGCAACGCUGCUGCCACCGCUGACACCAGCCUAGAAUGCCCCGCCGGCAAAGGAUUCGUCGCUGGCUCCACGCUCGAUCACCGUGUCGAAUCGUCGCCAGUGAACAUUGUCGCGACGGCGACGGUGGUGACGGAGGAGGCCCUCCUGGGCGACGAAGAGGCUGAGAACUGCGAGGGCGAGAGCGAGCGCACGGAGACGUCGGGGAACGACGAGGACGAGGAGGUGGACGUCGACGUGGAGGAGUGCAGCAGCGGUGACGACGGGCCGGAGCCCAACGGGAUGUCGUCGGCCGACGAUCUCACGGCGAGCACGCCCUCGCGGAACGGCGCGGACGGCGGCAACGCGGACGAGAGGAAGCAACAUUUGAGGACUAGCUGCAACUCCGUCGAGCUGACUGACGUUCAGUGCCACCUCGAGACCAAGGAUCUCUGGGACAAGUUCAACGACCUCGGCACGGAGAUGAUCAUCACGAAGACCGGCCGACGGAUGUUUCCGACGUGCCGGGUAUCCUUCACCGGACUUAAAUCCGAGGGUCGUUACGCUGUGUUGAUGGACAUUAUACCAGUCGACAACAAGAGGUAUCGGUACGCCUAUCAUCGUAGCUGCUGGCUGGAAGCCGGCAAAGCGGAUCCGCCGGCGCCGGCGCGGCUUUACGUUCACCCCGACUCACCCUUUACCGGCGAGCAAUUGCGGAAACAGGUCGUCUCCUUUGAGAAAGUCAAGCUGACGAACAACGACAUGGACAAGCACGGCCAGAUCGUGCUGAACUCGAUGCACAGGUAUCAGCCGAGGAUACACCUGGUCCGCUGUAAACACGCCGACGACAACAGCUUGAACAUCACCGACCUCCAGAAGGAGGAGCACAAGACGUUUGUCUUCAAGGAGGCCAUUUUCACCGCCGUCACGGCGUAUCAGAAUCAGCUGAUAACGAGAUUGAAGAUCGAUAGUAAUCCGUUCGCCAAGGGAUUUAGGGACUCGUCUAGACUCACUGACUUCGAUCGAGACCCUAUGGAACUUAUGGAACAGCAACUGGUGAGAUGUGGCGGCGUGCCCCCGGUACGGAUCUACGAUCCUCUCACCAUACCGUCGCCGGCUAUGGUAGCCGCGGCCGCGGCCGCAACGCUGAACGUUCAGCAACAGCAGCAGCAGCAGCAACACCAUCAGCCGUCCGCGCAACAGCAACCACAACAGGAAAACAACGGGCUGUUGGUGCCUUGGCUGUCGCCAUCGGCGCUCUUGUACGCGAGGAGUGCAACCAGCUCGCCAUCGCCCUAUUCCAACCCCGCUACCCCGAGCUUUUCGUAUCCGACGACGCUGCCGUGGGCCUGGCAGCCACCCUCCGUCACGAUGAUCUCGCGACGGUCCUCGCCCCCCACCAGCCUGAGGUAUGUGCCCUAUCCACCGACGGCCAGCACACCCCCGCCGCUACGGGCACGCCCGUCCACCCCCAAUUAGCGAUCCCCCCUGGCGCUGGCGACUCGGCGACUGCGGCAUCAUCGUUCCUCCUCCCUCUCUCUGUGAUCAUGGAAACCGGCAACCCGAAACUGGAAAUCGGAAUUGUCCCGAUACGUUUUUAUCUCGUCAGAGGCACGAUGGCGCGCGUACAUUUUAUCGUCGCCGACGAAUCGGAUCGCUGGUGGACGAUAUGGAAAUAAGUGAUAUCUCGUUAUACUUCUAUCAUAGUGAUAUAGAAUACGGAUAUAGAAUACGGAAUGGAAUCGAAAAAUGGUUAUCGAAUUACUCACACAGACAUCAUAAAUAAAAGUAAUAUCAGAUUGUGCAAUUGAUGACCACGACGAACGUAACUUUAUAUAAAAUGCGCGACACGGAACAACUUUUCUAAUAAAAUAUAUAGAACUGAAA